AAAAUAAAUAAAAAUCUAAUCCGUCGCCGCUUUUAUCCUACUCUGCCCUAAAAUCCCCCGAACCCCCUAAAAAGCUCUGCCCUUUACCCAAACCCUAACCCCACUCAAAACCCUAACCCUCUCUCCAAUGGCGCCUCCCUCCAACGACACUGCGACGGAGUCAGGCGAGGAGGUCCGCCACAAACGGACCCGCUGGCGGCGUCGGCCUCCGCGGCGUUGCGAAGGAGGCGGGUGCUCCGGCGGCCGCGCGCGGCGAAGGACGGAGGGAGAUCAAGAAGUGGCCCGCGUGGCCUGGAGACAACGUAUUCCGCAUGGUGGUUCCGGUGGUUAAAGUUGGGAGCUUGAUUGGGAAGAAAGGGGAACUCAUCAAGAAGUUGUGCGAGGAGACUCGUGCGAAGGUUCGGAUUCUUGAUGGCGUUUCCGGGACUACGGAUCGGAUUGUUCUGAUUUUCGGGAAAGAAGAGCCAGAAGAAGAAUUAUCUCCUGCAAUGAAUGCUGUGAUUCGAGUAUUCAAGCGUGUUAAUGAUGUCUCUGACGCUGGAGGUGAUGGUACAGCUCAAGCAUCUUCCAAUCCUACAGCAUGUUCAGUUAGAUUGCUGGUGCCAUCACAACAGGCCAUUAGUUUGAUUGGGAAACAAGGAAGUUCAAUUAAGUCAAUUCAGGAGAAUUCUGGUGCCACAAUACGAAUUAUUACUGGAGACAAGUUGCCGCAUUAUGCUACCGAGGAAGAAAGAGUGGUUGACAUUCAAGGUGAAACUUUGAAGGUUCUCAAGGCACUUGAAGCUGUGCUUGAGCAUCUUCGGAAAUUUUUGGUUGAUCAUAGUAUUGUGCCUUUAUUUGAAAAAAGUCCCAAUGCACCACUUGCUCAGGCCCAGGCCCAGGCCCAGGCUCAAGGUCAACCUCAAUCUCAGGAUUCUCAACCUCAAUCUCAGGCUGGCAUACAAAAUCCUUGGAGUAAUAAAGCUCAAUCAUUGAUACAUGCUGCUCAGCAAUCUGGCAUAGGCAGUGAAUAUACACUCCCAUUGACACGGGAUUCUCUAUUUCUGGAACGUGAUUCCCAUUUUGAUUCACAAAUGGAACGUCCUGGUGGGCUGUCUUCACUUUAUCGACCAGAACCUCCUUUGUCUGGACUGCAUCCCCCAGGACCCCUACGGAGUGCUGCUGCUUUAGUUACUCAGGUGACACAAACAAUGCAAAUACCACUCACGUAUGCAGAAGACAUCAUUGGUAUUGGAGGAGGCAACAUUGCAUACAUCCGUCGCACCAGUGGAGCUGUUCUUACUGUUCAGGAGAGUGGAGGUUUGGCUGAUGAGAUUACAGUUGAGAUCAAAGGCACUUCUAAUCAAGUUCAGACUGCUCAGCAGCUCAUCCAGGAUUUUAUAUCGGGACACAAAGAAGCACCAGUGAGUAGCUAUGGAGGUCUUGAUACAGGCCUCAGGUCAUCAUCCUAUUCUCGUAUCGGAAGUUCGGCAUAUUCAGCAUAUCCAUCAUCAUCUCUUCCAUCGCAAUAUGGUGGAUAUGAUUCUGGAUUGGGAGGAUACAGGGACUACAGGUUUUAAAAGGGACAGCUCUGCUAGUUGGGUAGCUCAUUACUUGGGUGUUAUCUUCAUGUCUUGGGUUCCUACUUAAUGAACAUACUUUGCAUGUCUAUUGUAAAGAUUUGACUAAGAGAGAACGCUAUCUUUUUAUCUAGCAGUUGAAUAUGUUUUGUUUAGUUGGAGAUUUUUAUCAGAUUAUUGAUAUGCUUUUGCUGACUGGAACAUGUGGUGUCUAUGGAUGCCCAGUAAUUUGUAACGUGGUAGGUUUCUUUUUUAUGCGAUUGGGUUAAGUUUUUUCAGUAA
Asparagus officinalis (garden asparagus) is the source of this 1841-nucleotide messenger RNA. Its product is annotated as RNA-binding KH domain-containing protein PEPPER-like. The record is from RefSeq and is a predicted model, not a curated record. Gene Ontology annotation, biological process: regulation of gene expression. Lineage: Eukaryota; Viridiplantae; Streptophyta; Magnoliopsida; Asparagales; Asparagaceae. Gene Ontology annotation, molecular function: mRNA binding. The transcript is spliced from 6 exons. Gene Ontology annotation, cellular component: nucleus; cytoplasm. The coding region runs from base 312 to 1559 and encodes 415 amino acids.